Messenger RNA from Mycena citricolor, 2091 nucleotides. The record is from the annotation of a GenBank genome assembly. NCBI's taxonomy places the organism in Eukaryota, Fungi, Basidiomycota, Agaricomycetes, Agaricales, Mycenaceae.
CAAGAUACAGGAGCUGUACUACCACGCCUCACACGGACUUUGAAUGAUGCCAACGACGAAGUGCCAAUCCAGCUCAACGCGGAGGUCACAGUCAACGGAGCGCCGGUCAAAAUCGAAAGACCGCACAAACAGAUCCCGGGGGAUACUGCGCGGCUAGUCGCAUCCAUCAAGCCCCUCACUCGCCUCCUGCUCACCGAAAGCGCGUUCCGCAUCCUGGUUUCGGAUAUCCUCACUACGACACGCGAGAUCGUCGCGGAAACCGCGUCCGAAAUCGGGCAGGCCGCGGCCAACGUGGAGGCUGCCGCAUUCAGCAUUGCCCAAGUGGCCACGACUGGAGAAGCGGUAUUCGAGGUGAAAGAAGCGGCAGAGCGUGCUCAGGACGACAUUGCCGCCGUGGGUCUGCAAUCUGCGGAACGAGUCAAGGAGAACAUCAUUGAACGAAUACAACUCUCUGUCAGCCAGAUCCAAAGCCGUCCUGAAUACAAGGAUGCGAUGUCCACGGUGCUGCGGCUGCUGCAGAAAUACUCAGACAAGCUGGGAUCGUUGACAAAAGCAGCGUCUGACGAACAUGUUGCGGUUUCCGCUGAGAUCGAUAUGUCAGAGUCCUUCGCUGAAGCACUGGGAGACCUGAAGAUCCUCCUCGAGCGAUUCGCCUCGCACCACUCCCUAGACCCGUUGCUGCAUUCGUUCAAGGCGGCUAUUACAGAUGUGCUAGCAGCGCCGAACUCUGACUUGCGCGAGUACCUCUCCGUAGUGGGAGUCUGGUUCGAACGGGCACUGAGCGACCCGUCCUUUGCUCGAUCGGCGAAAGCCAAGCGUGGGGCGGAGGAGUUGUACGAUACGGGCAAGCUGCUGCUCGCGGCGCAGGAAAAUGCACGAUGGGCACGGGAUUUCCGGCAGAUGGUCUCGGAGGCACAGGCUUUCUCUGAUGCGCUCCAGACGGACAAGAGCACGCGACAGCUUUUACAGGCCAUCCAGCACACCGUCGCCGCCACCGAAGAUAUGUUCCUUAGCGCUCCUCCGCUGGCUCAUCCCGCGAGUGCUCAAGAACAUCCGGAACUUGCCGAUGCCCGGGUGGAGUACAAGUCAAAGACGCUCGAUGUUGCGGUCGACGCAGUGCUGCUGACACCGUCGUCGACCAGUGCGUCGCUGUCGCCCGACUCCGUGCUCGUGCAAAACUGGAAUGAAUUCAAGUUGGAUAUGACAGUCCCGGACGCUGUGCUUCAGGCCUCCAGUCGGACAAGGGCAAGGGUCGAGGGAGUGCGGUGCUCUGCACACGGAUUCGGCGGCGAGGGAAUUGUGCUGGAUGUGGAUAUCGAGACCAUCGACGAAGAGCGGAGGACGCCGGGAGAACCGCUCUUCAAGGUCCGAGAUGUGACGGUCGACGUUCCAGGGCUGGCGUUCAACAUCCGACAUAGUCGACACUCCAUCCUCAACACCCUGCUCCUCCAACCGCUCUCAGCGCCCGUCGUCCGGCUUGUCCUGCGGUCAGUACUAGAGCAACAAGUACACAGUGCCGUUGAGUGGGCGGAUCGGCUGGUGACUGCGAUGACUGAAGAGGCCGUGCGGAUCGGAGCAAGAAGGAACGAAGACCCCACGAUACAGGACUACUACGCAGCUGCGUUAACCACGGCACCCGCGUUCUUCGAGAGCUCGCCGUCGACGCAGCCCACUGGCACGUCGACGUCGCACACAGACGCUACAUUCAAAGGCAUCAUUCACACGACGAUGACCGUGCCCGAGAACGACGACGAUCCGGUCGAGGAGACGGUGCUCGCAGUGGGCGGAGGAGCGCAGCUGUUUCCCAACAAAGGCGUCCCGGAAUCGGCCGGCCCGUCGGUGCUGGAUACGGUCGUGGACGGAGCCCGCGAGCUCGUGGGGAAGCGAAGGACACCGCUACAGCAGCGGAGGAGCAGGCCUUGCCAUGUGCAGCCAAAUCAGACUGAGAGGUUUAGGCGGAAGCGGGACUGCGGUGACGUCCCCAUGUCUGAACAGGCGUCUGCCGGUCCUCGUGAUGCGCAGGACCGACUUGCAGUUCGGGUCUGGGCAGGCGACGUCGGUGUCCGUCGUGAUCCAGUCGUUCGCGUGUGA